Linum trigynum is the source of this 1590-nucleotide messenger RNA. NCBI's taxonomy places the organism in Eukaryota, Viridiplantae, Streptophyta, Magnoliopsida, Malpighiales, Linaceae. The record is from the annotation of a GenBank genome assembly.
AUGGGGUUGCACAGUUAUUUUGGCGGGGCGACCAUACAAACCCUAAAGAUGGCGGCAGUUCCGGCGUCUGCCUCUUAUUCUCGCUUCGUCUUCAGCCCUAUUUCCAGAAACCUAGUAGCGCUGGAUUCAUUUCCCAGCCAUUCUCCCUCACCUCCUUUUCCAUUGCUGGCUCGAGCUCUUUCAAUGGCCGCGGCUGUCCAAACAACUCCACCGAGCAGUGAAGACAUAGGAACUGCAACCGUAGCGAAGCCGCAGUGGAAGGCUGCAAUUGACUUCAAGUGGAUAAGGGAUAACAGAGAGGCCGUUGCUGAGAACAUUAGGAAGAGGAACUCCAAGGCCAGCUUGGAGCUUGUGCUCGAGCUGUACGAGAAAAUGUUAGCUGUCCAAAAGGAAGUUGAAAGGCUUCGUGGGGAAAGGAAUGCAGUGGCAAACAUGAUGAAGGGAAAGCUAGAGCCAUCAGAACGUCAAAAGUUCAUAGAGAAAGGAAAGAAUUUGAAGGAAGCACUCGCUAGUUUGGAAGAAGACCUGGUUAAGCUGAGUGACGAGCUUCAACAAGAAGCUCAAUCGAUACCUAACAUGACCCAUCCGGAUGUUCCGAUUGGAGGCGAGGAUUCCUCAGCUGUCAGAAAAAAGGUUGGCAGUCCACGUGAAUUCAGCUUCUCUGUGAAGGACCAUCUUCAACUGGGGAAAGAGCUUGAUUUAUUUGAUUUCGAUGCCGCAGCAGAGGUCAGUGGAUCAAAGUUCUAUUAUCUGAAGAAUGAAGCAGUUUUGCUAGAAAUGGCCCUGGUCAAUUGGACACUUUCCCAAGUGAUUCAAAAGGGAUUUACUCCAUUGAUAACCCCAGAAAUUGUGAGGUCGUCUAUUGUUGAGAAGUGUGGCUUUCAGCCUCGUGGAGAUAAUACCCAGGUAUACUCGAUUGAGGGUAGUGAUCAAUGCCUCAUUGGCACAGCAGAGAUUCCUGUGGGAGGAAUUCAUAUGGAUACUAUUCUUGCUGAAACAGUGUUGCCUUUGAAGUAUGCUGCAUUUUCCCAUUGCUUCCGCACAGAGGCCGGUGCUGCUGGACUAGCAACAAGAGGUCUUUACCGAGUCCACCAAUUCAGUAAAGUGGAGAUGUUUGUUCUAUGUCGACCUGACGAAAGUGAUACAUACCAUGAGGAGCUCAUUACGAUUGAAGAAGAACUCUUCUCUUCACUGGGUUUGCACUAUAAAACUUUGGAUAUGGCCUCUGAAGACUUAGGUGCACCUGCUUACCGUAAAUUUGAUGUGGAAGCAUGGAUGCCUGGUUUAGGGCGGUAUGGUGAGAUAUCAAGUGCAUCAAAUUGCACCGACUACCAAAGUCGCCGGCUAGGGAUUCGAUACCGUCCAGCAGAACUGGCAGCAUCCACAAACCCUAAGAAGGGUGGUAAAGGCAACCUUGCUCCGACAAAGUUCGUACAUACUUUGAAUGCUACUGCUUGUGCCGUACCCCGUAUGAUGAUAUGUUUACUGGAAAACAACCAACAAGAGGACGGGAGUGUCAUUAUCCCAGAGCCACUGCGGCCAUUCAUGGGUGGGAUGGAGGUUAUAUUGGCCAAGCACCACACUGGUUAG